GGUAGAAUUCUGUCGAGAAAUGCACUACGGGUACAAUAGUUUUCAAGAUGGCGGAUGAGGAGGAAAGUCUCAGAGAUUUUGCGUUUUGUAUUCUCUGUCGCAAGAAUCACAACCAAGGAAGAAAGCACGUUUACUCCAGAAAACACAAAACAAAUUUAGAUAGGGUAUUGAAUAAGUUUGCUAAAAAGAUUGACGAAGUAAGAGAGUAUCUCUCAAAACCUGCAGUGGAAAAUGGAGAGUUAGAACCAGGGGCUCAUUUCUGGUGUCACUUUUGUGCAAGAGAUGUCAGCAAACACGUUACUAAUCGUGAGGUGUCAAUCACUUAUGGCGGGGUCUUUGAACACCUAGCAAGUGAGGAACACAUCAAGAAGCUUCACAAGUUUUUCAGGGAGCAUGGAGCUGAUAAAGAUCUCAAGUCUAAAUUUACGAUUGAAAAAGAAAAAUUUGAAAGAUACAAAAUUAAAGUUGAUGAGAAACUGCAAGAAUAUGAAAAUCUAGUGGAGGACAAGAGAAAAGAGGAAGCUGAGUCAAUAAAGAAAAUGGAGGCAGUACAGCAUCAAAUCUGUCUACAGCCUCCUCAGAAUGAAGCUCUGCUGCCUUCAUUUGUGGUGUACAACACAGUACAGAAUGAACUAGGAAUACUACAGAACCCCACUGGAUGGCAUGAGGGUCAAAGGGUCUGGGGUGGAGGAAUCCAUAAAUACAGACAUGGAUCCAGCCAGUGGUAUCCCUGGGAGAUGGAUCUCGCUGAUGGUGCUCCUUCUGGUUCUAGUAUGUUGUCUGGUCAUGCCAUACGUGCUUCUGAUAGUGAGCCAGAGGCUACAUUUAGCAGUGAUCUUACUGUCAUCAGUAUACCUAACUUGCCAGGGGUCAAGGGUAACGUCCACACAGGUGCCACGCCCCCAUGGCUCAGGGACGAUGACAAUGACCAGUCCUUACCAAAUGAUGCAGGACCUCAGAUUGGACCUUCACUUGAAGCAUUCCAGAAAUUUGCACAAAACCGGAACAAAUUGAAGCAAAACCCCAACAGAGUUGGUGCUAACUUCAACAGAGAGCAAGAUACUAGUGACGAAUGGCUUCCAUCAUUUGGUCGUCUAUGGAACCAGGGCCCUCGCUGGCAAUCUCGGCAUGAAUAUCGCAGAGAAAAAACAAGUGGGAAAAAGCACAAGAAACACUAGAAAUGCAAUACAUUUUUUUACCUAAAAUAUCCACUGUAUCCAGAGGCAGGGAAAUAGAACCUAAUGUAAGUAUAAAGAAGUAUUUUAAUAAAAAAUCAAUGACUGCU
Nematostella vectensis (starlet sea anemone) is the source of this 1285-nucleotide messenger RNA. Its product is annotated as centrosomal AT-AC splicing factor. The transcript is spliced from 13 exons. Lineage: Eukaryota; Metazoa; Cnidaria; Anthozoa; Actiniaria; Edwardsiidae. The coding region runs from base 48 to 1178 and encodes 376 amino acids. The record is from RefSeq and is a predicted model, not a curated record.